GUAUCGCCGAAAAUCGUAGCGUUGUGCAUCUCCCUACUGAUCUCUGCUAAAACUGUAACGUUGUGCAUCUCCGUACUCAUCUCGGCUUCCAACAUAUGAACUUUAAUCUCUCUAAUAUUACUUACUCGCAGGUUGCAGUAAAUAAUAGGGAGCAAUGGCAGCCUGGAUUGUUGUGACUACAAGGCUUAAAAAGGGUUUAAAAAUCAUCGAUCGAGUGGAUAGUGGGAAAUUUCGCCUUCUCGUUAACCGUAUCUGUCAAAGCUUACAAUCAGGCAGUAAUACGAAAGUAUUUAGUGCUGAAGAAGAAGAGAAAUUAUCAAUCUCUCUUGAUCUAAAUAAAGAUGAUCUGAGUUUGCUGUUAGACACAGUUACGUUAAUUUAUACGCAAGCUGCUUAUAGUAUUGUAAAACCAGCAGUUAUGGAAGCAUACAUGAAGGAUCCUCUUAAUAUAGAAGAUGACAAAGUUGUUAUUUUAUUAAAUGCAUGGGUCAUGUAUGCCAAAGGAAUUAUCGAUGUCCUAAGACAAAAAUCUAUAUUUCAUACUCAGGUGAACGAUAUUAAUUGGAGUCUGAAUAUGCAAUCAUCGUCAUCAGGAAUCAGCAAAGAAGCACGACCACUUGUUUUGCUUCAAUUAGGUUUAACUGGCACACCAGCGACAAAUUUGACAGUCGAAAUGAACAAACAGGACUUAUCUACACUUUAUCAGAAUUUAGAGAAAAUUCAAGCUCAAUUGGAUGCUCUUAAAUAAAUGUAUGUAUACAGUAUAAAGCUUGCAAUUAUAAAAUCUAGGAGAAAUAGACAAUUCGAAAAGUUUUGAUUAUUCAAAACUACAGUCGUACUCGCAAAUUUUAUAGUAAUCAUAAGUUGAUAUAUCUUUUUUAUUAAUAACGAUGUAACUUAUACUUUUAUGCCUAAUCCUGUUUUUACAGGUAUACUUAUUCAAUAUAAUUUGAUUUACGACAGAA
Molecule: messenger RNA, 965 nt
Organism: Cephus cinctus (wheat stem sawfly)
Lineage: Eukaryota; Metazoa; Arthropoda; Insecta; Hymenoptera; Cephidae
Gene: Vlet
Product: COMM domain-containing protein 10
Exons: 3
Coding region: 155-748 (197 amino acids)
Source: RefSeq, a predicted model, not a curated record